This is a messenger RNA of Pieris macdunnoughi, 567 nucleotides long. Lineage: Eukaryota; Metazoa; Arthropoda; Insecta; Lepidoptera; Pieridae. The record is from the annotation of a GenBank genome assembly.
AUGAAAACACAAGAAGACCAAUGGAUGCCCUGCCCGCAAAUUGAAACAAAAUACCCAGGAUUAGCAUACUUAUGUCCUUUAAACGAAUUAAUUGUAGCGAAAAAACGCGACUCAUUACACAAUUUGUUCGGCAACAAUAUUAUUGGCUACACAAUAUACAAUGGACAAGGUCAAAAAGUUUUUCUCGCUGUUCAAAGGAAGGAAACCAAAAAAGAAAUUAAAAUAUUCAAUAGCUAUGGAAACGAAGUCAUACAUAUGCAAAGACGAGCGUUUUGCCUCAACAAGAUAUUAGUAUGGACGCCACCUGGUAGAUUCGUGGGGUCAGUGCAUUCUAAAUGUUUGAGAGUUUUUAUUAAAAACUACAAAGGAGAUGUAUUAAAGAUUAAACCGAGGGGUAUAUUUUGUUGCGCUCGAGACAUAUUCUCAGAGGGUGAACGGAUUGGCGAAGUGGCGACGAGGAAAUGCUUACACAGCAUCAAAAGUGACGUCAGUGUAGUUUUUCCGUUUGAAUUGGAUGUCGAGCUUAAAUCUAUUUUGCUGGGAGCGUGCUUUCUCAUCGGUUACUAG